AUGGUGACGACGGAGCGUCCGCUGCAGCCAGUCGGGUGGGCGACGAACGCCGGCGACGAGUACGAGAUGGUGGGCGAAUCAGAGCUCCCCGACUUCCCAACGCCCGUGGUCAUCACCGACAAACGUGGCCGGGCCAGAUGGACCGUUUCCAUCCCCCCGGCCUCCGAGUUCCCCCUGGAACCUGCCGUGUACGCGGAGAUCUGUAUCCAGAACACGGAGGUCGCUAUGCACGUAGCCGACCUCCAUACGCACUCGCACCGGGAGCACGCGGCGCAUUAUGAUUACUAUCACGUGGACCCCAACUUCAUGGACGUUGCCGAGGCGGAAGCUCACGGGCUCCUGCCGGGGUCGAGAGCGGAGACACGGGUGAAGAAACAAAAUCCGCUGGUCGGGGAGCAGGAUGGUCUGAUGGAGGAGGAUGUGUGUGAGAAGAGUAUGACCUUCUUGCUAGAGACUGCGGAUGCGGGGUUGGGGAAGACGUUGAUGAUGCUCUGGACUGCGUACGGGCUGGCCCAGAAGGAGGGGAGAGCGUUUUUCAUCGACGAUACGAGAUGGGCAUACGGAAGAUAUACCAGCUUCUUCCAACCGCCGCCUAUGCCCAGCUGUCGCCCUCCUCCCCGCCACGAGAUGCUCCCCUGUCCACAUCAUGCGAGGCACCUUGUCGUCUCCGCUGCUACCGUCUCCUCCACCUUUGGCGGCGCCUUCAAUGACCACUUUGAAGAUGCGAGGAAGAUGGAGGUCUACCGCCAGAAACCCAUUUUUGAAUUCGCCCGAGCGGGAUACGAGGCGCUGUUCAAGCUCUCUACCGAAGAUGACAACUACGUCUCCACCCGCAUUGCUUCGUUGCGGGACAGGACCAAGUCUCUCGACCCCUCGACCGCGAAUGGGAUGGUCAUUGGCAUCCAUGUUCGCCAUGGCGACCGUCACCCCUACGAGUUCCAAUAUCGAGAUUCCUACGUGCCGCUUGAUCGCUACAGCUCCAUGGCCGGCGACAUCCUGCACUCCACCUUCAACGACAGCGGGCCGAAUGGCGACGCCAACGUGAUGGCCCGCAUGCACAGCCUUAUGGUCGUCGCCUCCGACGACCCAGACGUCUACGCCUCUGACGAGUUCUCUCAAGCCUCACGUGCCCAGGACCUCAUCGCCCUCGCCUCUCGCCCCCCAGCGCCAGCGCCUCCGGCCUUUACGCCCAUCCGCCGCUUCGUCGAGGAGAACAUCGGCUGGGAGGGCGGCUUCUUCGCGGGCAUGUUCUGGAGUCUCGGCCGCACAGCGGCCGUGCCAGCGGACGCGCGCCAGCCUCCAACGGCCGAUGCGCUCCGGCUGCGUGAGCUCGUCGGCCGCGCGUACCUCCUUGACCUGGCUGUUCUGGGCGGUGCCAGCGACCGUCUGGUGUGCACGGUUAGUGCCACAGGCUGCAACCUGCUGGCUGUCAUGAUGGGCUGGGAACGUGCGAUUGUCCAGGGCGGCUGGACGAACAUCGAUGGGGAUUUCGAGUGGCGGGGCGUCGCAUGGUAG
Molecule: messenger RNA, 1515 nt
Organism: Amorphotheca resinae ATCC 22711
Lineage: Eukaryota; Fungi; Ascomycota; Leotiomycetes; Helotiales; Amorphothecaceae
Exons: 2
Coding region: 1-1515 (504 amino acids)
Biological process (GO): protein N-linked glycosylation
Molecular function (GO): alpha-(1->6)-fucosyltransferase activity
Source: RefSeq, a predicted model, not a curated record